AUGACGGAUAUAUUCACAAGGUAUGCGACUGCAGUUCUCCUGGUGUCAACAGAUUCUGUUGAUGUCGAGAGAGAGAUUGUGGAGAGGUUCGUACUGAAUUUUGGAGUUCCCAAUAGAUUGCCCAUGGAUCAAGAGGGGACUUUUGGUGGUAAAUUGAUGCAAGAUCUGUGCCGACUUUUGUUUAUCAACAAAAUUCAGACCUGGCCUUAUAAGCCCAAGAGUAACGGAGAGACCAAAAUGCACAACACAAAGGUGGCUGAAGAUAUUCUCAAGUAUUGUAUGGAAAAUUCAAGGAGGUGGGGAGCUUUGCUGCUGUUUAGUAUGGUGCUUGGACAGAUGUGUCAGUAUCCAGUUGACCUUUUUUACAUCAAACCUAAUGACGAGAUUUUGUGGAAGGAUGGUUUUGCGGAAUGGCUAGACGAGCAGUUUUAA
Symsagittifera roscoffensis is the source of this 432-nucleotide messenger RNA. RefSeq lists its product as uncharacterized. Gene Ontology annotation, molecular function: nucleic acid binding. The record is from RefSeq and is a predicted model, not a curated record. Lineage: Eukaryota; Metazoa; Xenacoelomorpha; Acoela; Convolutidae. Bases 1 to 432 code for a protein of 143 amino acids. Gene Ontology annotation, biological process: DNA integration. The transcript has a single exon.